AUGUUGCACUUCCUGGUCAGCCGGUCAUUGGAUUCGCUGAGGUGUACGAUGGUGUACUUCAUGUGCUUCAGUCGGAACAACAUUUCGUUGCGACUGUCCGUGGCACUGACGGUCAGCGAAGUCGUCAUCGAUGGCAGCGAUCCGUUCGAUUCUUUCAGUUUGUUGAUCUGUGCAGCACCGCUUAUAAAUAUAGACCAUACAUGCAGCAUCCCAUUUCGUCAUUACGAGAUCGUUCCGAGGCCACUUCUGGUUUCAUACAGCAACGAGAGGUAG
Molecule: messenger RNA, 273 nt
Organism: Soboliphyme baturini
Lineage: Eukaryota; Metazoa; Nematoda; Enoplea; Dioctophymatida; Soboliphymatidae
Source: the annotation of a GenBank genome assembly